Messenger RNA from Oenanthe melanoleuca, 4404 nucleotides. RefSeq names its product translation initiation factor IF-2-like. Bases 3646 to 4404 code for a protein of 252 amino acids. The transcript is spliced from 2 exons. NCBI's taxonomy places the organism in Eukaryota, Metazoa, Chordata, Aves, Passeriformes, Muscicapidae. The record is from RefSeq and is a predicted model, not a curated record.
GACACGCAGCAGGGAGUGUGGCGGGGUGGGAGGUACCGUGCGUCCGUCUCCGUGCCGGAACGUUCAGGAAGUGGCUCUGGAAUGGCUCUGGGCUUCCUCCAUAGAGGGAAGUGUAUAGAGUGCCAUUUUUUAAAAUGUCAUAGCCAUGCCUUCAGGAUACUUGGAAAACCAGGGUUCGUCCGCGCAAGGGGCACCCCUGCGUCCUGAGGCGCCGUGCUGUUCCUCUGGCUUCUCACGAUAGCCCCCGCUCAAAGGAAGUCGUGGCUUGUUUGGUCUUCCACCGUGCAAGGAUCACCUGGUGAAUGAAGGCUUCUCUUCCUGCGAUGCAAUUGUUUGCUAAUUUAUCGUUUCCCAUGGUCUUUUCACACCGUGAAAAGUGGAUCAAUACGUGAAAGAUGAAUACUUCACAGGAGAUCGUUCAAUAAUUCAUCCUUCUGUGAUCCGCGUUUCUGAUCGAGUUUUUCUCUGGCAUUGUUAUCGCCUGCAAGUCUUCCUCUGUAUCCGGGCUGGCUGGGAUGGAGUUAAUUUCACUGCCAGCAGCUCUCACCAUGCUGUGCUUUGCUUUGGGAGCUAAAAGGUGUUGAUAACACACCAGUUCUUUGGCCACUCAUCUCUCCAACAUUCCUCCUUCACCAGUAGGCUGGGAGUGUGCAAGAUCUUGGGACAAAACACAGCCAGGACAGCUGGCCUAAAUUGGCCAAAAGGAUAUUCCAGAAUAUGUGAUGCCUUUUCAAAUAUAAACGCUAAUAGAAAGGAGUAGGAAGGUGAGGCAUUCAUUAUUUACAUUUGCCUUCCAGAGCAAUCACUACACAUGCUGAAGCCCUGCUUCCCAUGACAUGGCUGGAUGUUGCUUGCUGAUGUGAUGAGGAAAUCUCACUUUGAUGGGAAGAACACCCUUCGUAACACAUCCAGGAAAGAGAAUUGCAGUCCACAUCACAGGUCUUAGGUCAUGUUGAGCUUGAGAGCUAUCACUCUCCUGUGCAGUCAGCAUAUCCUGGCUCCUAAGAGUACAGUGCCAAGCCUGUUUCAGAUAUUGUUGCAUCUUAUCACAUCUGAUGCAUCUUAUCACUUAUCUUAUCUAGUGCGAAGCAGAUUCAGCUCUUAACUGAAGGCACUGCAUCCAUUGCAGUAGCAAUGUGCACCUGACACCAGCACAACUGGAACUGGGGAACAAACAUCUCUCUCUCUUUCAUGAGGACAAACUGCACCGUACAUCAGGGCCUGGGGACACUCACCAUCCUCAAGAGCCCUGACCAACCUCACCUAGGGCAGGCACCCUUCACCCCAUGUGAUACCAAAAAGGUGAAUUCAAUUUCUACUGCAACUGUGAGCUUUUAAUAGAAAGACACUGUGAAUGUGAACUUCUAGCAGAGAAGACACUGUGUCUGCAGACCUUUAGCAGAGAGACAAGGCAUGCAGAAAUUAUUCCCAUUUAAGGACAUUAGAAGAUAAAGAGGGGACAUCCGCCUGAGAAGUACAGCUACAGCCAAAACAAGGACUAACUUUGGAAACUUGGGAGACAUGGGGAGGGUUUUUAUGGUAAUAGGCAAAUCAUAAUACGCAUGUAGUGACUGUAUAUUAGCAACUUACUUGUAACAAUCAGAGGGAUGUUAGGAGGAGUGGUAUCUCCCAUGUUUUCUGGGCACUUAAAUAAAUUAUGCCCCCUUUAACACAGAAAAAUUGGCACUAAGGAGUCUUAUUCUGGUUUUCAGAGAUUAGGUAACACAUGGACCUGACAAUCAUAGGGCUGAAUCUUAUCCUAGUUCCCCUCACCAAACCUAUUCCUGACCCAUGCCAGCAAGCACACAUCCCAGCCUGGCCUCAGCCUAUCCCCAUCCCUGAGCUGUGGGAUGUGCCUGGUUUCCUUCCAUCUGCCAGCUUCCUCACUGAAGGCAGUGGAAUGGACCUAGGCUGGGGAAGCCUCUGUUUGGCCUGUCUCCUCGGGGUCUUCAUAUGGCCCCAACUCUUGGGAAGGAAAACUGGCCCCUUCUGCUCCCUGAUACCAUGUGGGAGUCCAGAGUAUUCCUCUGGCUUCCCUGGAAGGUUUAAGACCCCCCUGGCGGGGUCCCCAAAGACCCUCGAAUGAGACCCAGGUGUCUCAGGGGCUGGAUUUAGCUCCUUGGAACAAUUUACCAACAUUGAGAGAAGAAAUGCAAGCCACAAAAAUAAAUAGAGUGUAAAUUAGACUGUUAGCGUGGCCAAGAUGGAGAAUUGGAGGUGUGGAUACCUCUUCCUCCUUCUUCUCCAUGUCAUCCAUGCUGGGUGACACGCUGGCACUUUUAGAUUGGAUGAGAACAGAUCUGGACCAUGUAACAAGAUUGUAUUGUAUUGGGGGUCAUUUGUAAAUACCUAGUACGUAGUUUAGACUAUAAAAGAUAAGUCCUGCCUCUGCCAGGCAGAUUCUGCCCUGGACGUCUGGCGAGCAGACUGCUGUUCGCUAGACCAAGCAUUCCUGAGAUAAGAAACAAUAAACAACCAUGAAAACCUCUAAGAACAGCCUCCUGCAGUCUCUCAUCGGCGGGCAUUGGAAAGAGCUGGGUUCCAGACCACCUGCAUGUCCUCCAGAGGUGAUCUCAGGUCUAAGGAGACACCUCAAGAUGUGACAUUUGGCGUCCCUGGGUGGGCUGCAGCCUGCAAAGGUGGGUGCAGACCCCUGGACCCAGAAAACCCAGCUCGAGAAGAUGCUGUUGAAAAGGACUGCGGAGGAGAUUUUUGGCCCUCUGCCAAGAAAAGCCGAGGUCCAGACGCAAGUUGGAGAGGAGGUGUCCCGGGAAGCCUCGCUCCUGUGCACUGCUGGUUGGUUUCAGGAACCUCCGAAUCGAUUUUGGACAAAUUGCUUUUGGGUAAGACGGUUCAGAUUCAGAUACAUCAUAGGAACACUAUAGGCAGAACUCUCAGCAAGGAACAGCUCACUUUACCAUCCACUUUGAAAGUUUUAGCUUUUGUUCAUCCUGUCUCUGUCACAGAGAAGGAAUUCUGAGAUUUACUUGUGUGGGUGAAGCUUCAGUACCCACAGGCAGAAACAAAUAUGCUAUUUACAGCAGGAUUCUAGCAAAAUUAAUUGUAAUUGAUAUCAGUCAGUAAUUCUGAGAGAUAAGGGAGUGAAGGACUCCCAAAAGUGUAGCUUUAUUCUGUCUCUCCUUGGCAGAAAGCAAUUAAAGUCCCUCAGAGACUGGGGAAGGAUUCUCACCUAGCCAUGAGCUGGGGGAGGGAAGUUUAUAGCUGCCAUGCCAGCAGCAGCCGGUUCAGCAAAGGUCUUGCCAGCAGCAAGGUCAGGAAAAAUUAAGUUAAAAAUAUUUCCAAGUGAGUUAAAGAACUCGGAUUUUUUAUUUCUUCACCCCUUCAGAAAACAUGACUCCAGGAGGUGGGAGGGUGCUAUAGACGACUCCCCGGGCCGUGGGGGACAGAGGGGAGGGGGACAGGACCGCAAAAAGCGGGGAAAAAGCGAGGGGCUGUGACUCCGGUUUCGAUCGUGGUAACGCAAGGCAGUGCGGCCGCGGCGACGGUGCCGGCACCCCGGGAGCGCGGAAAAAAACGCGCGGGGGAUUCGCGGGAAGCGCGGAACCCAGAAAUAGCGGGCUCAGUGCGUGGAGCCACAGGGAUGUCCAGGGAGGGACAAUCUGCGGUGGCGGCCAGGACGCAGAAAUGCAGGACAGUGAGGGCGGCUCUCAGCCAAAAGGGGGGUGGGGAUGUGAGUGUGGAGACCCCAGCGCGAUUCAUCGUCCGCGGGGGGACCCCGUUGGUCAGUGGCGCCUCAUGGGGAACCCAGGCGGAGCGACCCCCAGGGGCGGCGGGAUCGAUCCCAGACGCGGCAGCCGCACAAGCGGCCGGCGGGGGAAUUUCUCGCUGCCAGGGGGAGGUGGCUCCGGGCGGGACCGGCGCGGCGGGAUUCACGGGGGUGGCGCUGCCCAUGCCGGAGAUGGGGCGGGUCUCGACGGCCAGCACACAAGCGGCAGCGGGGCCAGCCACGUCCAGGGGGGUGGGUCACACCCGGGAGGGAGAUCAGAAGGACAGCCCGACCCGAGAGCAGCCAGCAACGCAUGCGUGGUUCGACCUAAGCGUAGGGAACACACGCAGGCGCAGCCCCUGGAGAUGCCAACAUCCCCGAACACGAAAGUAACAGGAACAGAACAGGGACACAGACAUCACAGCAUGCGAGCCCAAAAGCCAAAAUUUGGUUCAGAGAGCAGUGAUUCCAGCGUGGAAGGGCGGAGCCGGCCCGUGUCGGACGGAGGCACGGCGGACGGGGUGCGGCAGCAGCGGCCCCGGCCCUGGCCCCAGGCAGGAAGCGCGCGGGAAACACAAAACCCAGAAAUGUCAGCGAUGCAGGGAAAACUGUUUCAGGGAAAGACAGAUUCAAAAGGGGAAAAUUCAUGCUUUGUAAAGUCAAAAGAGAAAAAUUAA